Orcinus orca (killer whale) is the source of this 8297-nucleotide messenger RNA. RefSeq names its product SBDS ribosome maturation factor (gene SBDS). Bases 245 to 997 code for a protein of 250 amino acids. The transcript has 5 exons. The record is from RefSeq and is a predicted model, not a curated record. NCBI's taxonomy places the organism in Eukaryota, Metazoa, Chordata, Mammalia, Artiodactyla, Delphinidae. Gene Ontology annotation, biological process: cytosolic ribosome assembly; ribosome biogenesis.
UAAAAGCCACAAUGCGCAGGCGUUCUAGCUCCCUCCUCCUCGCCCGGUUUUCUUAACACCUGACGCCUGCGCAGUAAGUUGCGUGGGUGGAUCGUUUCGGCCGAGUUAGUAACGGCGCUGCGCAGUCUGCGGGCGUUACUGUGCCACGCGCCGCCGGGUGGUUAUAUCGAGGCUCAGUUAGCUCUCAGGCCGGCAGCGCAGGUUUGCCUUGGUUCGCCGGACCCAAGGUCUGUGAGCGGCCACGAUGUCGAUCUUCACCCCCACCAACCAGAUCCGCCUGACCAAUGUGGCCGUAGUACGAAUGAAGCGAGCCGGGAAGCGCUUCGAAAUCGCCUGCUACAAAAACAAAGUCGUGGGCUGGCGGAGCGGCGUGGAAAAAGACCUUGAUGAAGUUCUUCAGACCCACUCAGUGUUUGUAAAUGUCUCUAAAGGUCAGGUUGCAAAGAAAGAAGAUCUCAUCAGUGCGUUUGGAACAGAUGACCAGACUGAAAUCUGUAAGCAGAUUUUAACUAAAGGAGAGGUUCAAGUGUCAGAUAAAGAACGGCACACACAGCUGGAGCAGAUGUUUAGGGACAUUGCAACUAUUGUGGCCGACAAAUGUGUGAACCCUGAAACAAAGAGACCGUACACCGUUAUCCUUAUCGAGAGAGCCAUGAAGGACAUCCACUAUUCGGUCAAACCCAACAAGAGUACAAAACAGCAGGCUUUGGAAGUGAUAAAGCAGUUAAAGGAGAAAAUGAAGAUAGAACGUGCUCACAUGAGACUUCGGUUCAUUCUUCCAGUGAAUGAAGGGAAGAAGCUGAAAGAAAAACUCAAGCCACUCAUCAAGGUUAUAGAAAGUGAAGACUAUGGUCAACAGUUAGAUAUUGUGUGUCUCAUCGACCCCGGCUGCUUCCGAGAAAUCGAUGAGCUCGUAAAAAAGGAGACAAAAGGCAAAGGCUCUUUGGAAGUACUCAGUUUGAAAGACGUGGAAGAAGGAGAUGAGAAAUUGGAGUGACAGUCACCAGUCUCUUCAGCUGUCAAACACUAAAGCGUUUGCGUUUCCCACAGCCCUGUUUUCUUUCUGUGAUCUGCCAAAUACUUGCUCAGAUGAGUUGACACUUUGCAUCUUUGUGGCAAACAUGUACACAAAAAGACUUUCCUACGUAAGUAUUAUAAUGUGGGAUUCAUUUAGUUUUAAUUAUCAAAUAGGGUUUUAGGCAAAAGUGAAAUACAGAGUCCAGAGUAGCAUUUUGUUACUGCCUCAUGCCUUUGAGCUUUCCAGGGUGAAAGUUAUUUGACACAACUCUUGUGGAUAAAAAAUAAGUUUUGUACAUUAUAAGAAAAUAACUUUGGGAGGAUAUAUCUGUAUGACAGAAAGGGAGGAUUUGCCAAAAAAGAAAAUGUGUAAUGUCUUAUUUCUACUUAAUGAAAUGUGUGUAUAGGGGUAACUGUCUCGUGACCUAAUACGAAGCUUGGAUGAUGACUUCUUGAUUUUCUGAAAAAUAGAUAGAUGAUGACUGUGCAGGACUUCAAUAAUGUUCAUCAAACAUGCUGCCAUAGCCUAGAUUAUUCUUGGUAAAAAAUACAGCCAUUUAUUCUAAUUCUUAAAGUUUAUAAUAUAUAUUACUAGAGUUGAAAAUAUACGUAAUCAAUAAAACCACUGUUUAUUUUUGUUAAACUAUGGCUUGUAUUUCUAGACAGCUUCCUACCUUUUUCUUUUCUCUGCCUCUUGUCUGGUAGGAUGGGAGAGUUCUUAGCAGUAUUAAACAAGUCAGGAGGAGGAGUGCUCAGAACAGGGCCUGUUCUGUUAAAUACCUGAUAAACCUUAGAGAUAUUAUUUGGGAUGUAAUUGAACUUGAGUGUUUUAGUAUUUGAACACUUAAAUAGACAAUGUGCAAGUUUUUUUAAAUCUACUUAUCCUCGAAAGAGAUAGUCUAGAAUACAAAGUAGGGUUUCCCUCAAAAUAAACAUACAGAUGUAUUUUUAUUUUUUAUUAUUAUUUUUUGUGUGUGUGAUACGCGGGCCUCCCACUGCUGCGGCCUCUCCCGUUGCAGAGCACAGGCUCCGGACGCGCAGGCUCAGUGGCCAUGGCUCACGGGCCCAGCCGCUCCGCGGCACGUGGGAUCCUCCCGGACCGGGGCACGAACCCGUGUCCCCUGCAUCGGCAGGCGGACUCUCAACCACCGCGCCACCAGGGAAGGCCCCAUACAGAUGUAUUUUAUGCACAGAAGUUUUUAAGUGAAAAAGAGUUCUUGACUUGAACAGUUCCUGAUUGGUUGAUUGAAGUCAAACAUUUUUCUCAUAGUGUUGGAAGAAAUAUUCUUAAGACACACUUUCUUUAACGGUGAUAUUAAACUACUGUUCAGAUACAGUCUUCAAGAUGACCCCCUCACUGAUUCCAUUUUACUUACAUAGUUUGUUGUUUUACAAAAAUUAUCUAAACUUGAAGUCCCAGGAAAUUAUUUUAACCAAUGAAGUUUACACUUUAUUUCUAGCUUAAACAGUUAAAGCAACGUUUCAGGUCGAAAGUCAUAAUUACUAAAAAUGUUCAAGAGCUGCAUCUUGAAUAGAAAAAAGAUAAAUGUUACCAUAACAUUGCCUUAAGUUUUUUCCCAUUCUCAUACUCAUUUCUUCUAAAAAGCUGGAACUUCAAGAAUUGUCAAAUGUAAAUCAGAGUCAUGUUUCUGAACCUAUAAAAAAUAAAAAAUUUUCUACCUUAUAUUAAUCUCAUUAUUCAGAAGUAGUUAAAAAGUUUGGUUCAUGAUUAUCUUCCCAGUAGCACUGCUAUAAUGGAUUACCUUAAGGAUUAUCGGUUUAUUUUGCUUUUUCAACGCAAGCUUUAUUGUGUGCAUUUGGCCAGAAUGACGUCUCAGAAUUAAACCUCUCUGUUAGCAGAGCUCUUUCUUUGAAGUUUCCCUUGUACCCAUACGCAACUAUUUGUCCCAGCUUAUGUAGCCUCAUACCACUUGGAAAUUCCCUGGUUGACCUUGAUUUUUGCCCUACGCUGUGUUAUAGAGAGCUGCUUAAACACCUUCCUGGCACGCUAGAUUGUGAGCAGCUCAAGGGCAGGAGGUUAGCCAGCUAUGUGUAUCCCUCCAUGGUUUGGACCUGGUAGUUGUGGAAUAAGUGUCUGUGGAGUUAUAAGCAUCCUCUCUCGGUGGGGGUCCAUGCCAUCAGAAGUGAGGACAGGUAAUGACUUUUUCAAAUCCAUCUUUAAAGCUUGACUGAGUUUUUGUCAGCUAAGCCAGAGCCUCCCACCGUUCAUACCCAUGCAUGCUGCUGUGCCGCUGGUGGUUUGUGUCUGCACAGAUCCCCUCAGUCCUGAGGGCUUUUAUCUCUGCCUGCAAGCAGCCACUCACAUUUACCCCAGGGUGUCAUACGCACAUAUUCUGUGGGGCUGUGAUAGGGGAAAUUGGGUAGCAGCACUCAUUAUUGUAAACAGUAGCCACACACAUGAUUUUAACCUGCAUGCUACCCUUAAGCCCACAUCAUGAGGUCCCUAUGAUUUUGGUAGUAGUGCAUUUCCUUAUUUAGAAUUUUUUGUGUACUUGCUCUUAAAUUACUGAAAUUUCAAGGUAUUGAUUAUUUGAAAAUACAUUUCUGCUGCAGCAUAUUAGAGGUGAUCGUGGAUAAAUAGUUUGCCACUAACAGCAUUUAAUGUCUGGGAUGAUGAAGGCCAUUGAUUUUCAUCUCCACAUGUAUAUUAAUGGUACCUACAAAAUUAACGAGUCUAAAUGUAAUUUUAUAGCAGCAACAGUUCUUCUGAGCUAAAAGUAUAGUCCUGACCUAACAGUUUUACAACACUCUGAGCACGUGUACUUGAAUGGCCCAGGGCCCCCUUCCAAACACCCCAGAGGAAGAGUCACCAGUUUCACCAAAUUCCUACAUAUUUUUGGUUGGUAGAGAAUGGAGAUAAAUGGGUUGUGGAAUUGAAAAGAACAGAGUCAUUUUUACUGCAGAGAGGAACAGAGCUGUCUUCUACACUCAGUGCUAUUCAUAUCUUAGGAGAUUUUUCCAUCUGGUGAUACACUCGAAUGCCAAAAGUUUCUUGAGUGGCACUCUUCCUGUGGCAGACGAGCAUAGUUGGCAUACUUUUCAAGGAAAAAGGGCCACAAGCUUAUUUAUUACUGUCGUGCAGAGGUAGGAUCAAGACUAGGAAUCUUGCAUGUAAUCAAGGUAAAAUAGUUUGUGGUUUUACAGUUAAAACUUUGCAGAUUAUAGAAAGAUUUUGGACAUACAUUGGCAUGACAAAAGGGAAUAAAGAAAGCAUUUCUUAGUGAAAUUUGUAUAAAGAGAUAAUUGUGUAAAACUUGAAUGAUAACCGCCUGAUUUUCUCAGAGAUAUGGUGAUAGUUCAGGUGUUCAAUAAUUGUGUUGAACAUGCUGCCAUAAUUAAGAUUUCAUAAUAGUGUAGAAUAUUAUUUUUUAAAGGGCUCGUCAUCACUGCAUUUGGGAUUUUUCUUUUGAGUAAAAAACAGUUAAAAGGGGCUUCCCUGGUGAUGCAGUGGUUAAGAAUCCACCUGCCAAUGCAGGGAACACGGGUUCGAGCCCUAGUCCGGGAAGAUCCCACAUGCUGCAGAGCAACUAAGCCCGUGCGCCACAACUACUGAGCCUGCGCUCUAGAGCCCGCGAGCCACAACUACUGAGCCCGUGUGCCACAACUACUGACCCUGCACUCUAGAGCCCACGAGCCACAACUACUGAAGCCCUCGUGCCUAGGGCCCGUGCUCUGCAACAAGAGAAGCCACUGCAAUGAGAAGCCUGUGCACCGCAACAAAGAGUAGCCCCUGCUCGCCGCAACUAGAGAAAGCCCGCGCGCAGCAACAAAGACCCAAUGCAGCCAAAAAUAAUAAAAACAAAUAAAUAAAAUAAAGGAAACUUAGAUUUUUAAAUAAUAAUAAAAUAAAAAUGGACAAGGAAAGCAGAACGAGUGGCUCAGAGAGAAGUAAGGAUGGGAGAAGGGGCAGGAGAGAUUUGAAGCGGGAUACUCCGCCCACUAUUGCUGGCGUCGAAGAUGGAGGAACGGAACCACGACCCAAACAACGCAGGCAGCUUCCAGAAGCUGGGAAGGACCCUCAGCUGACAGGCAUCAAGGAAAUGGGGACCUGAAAGGAACUAAAUUCUACCAACAGCCUGAGAUAGUGAGGAAAUGGAUUCUCGCCUAAGAGCUCCCAGGACGGACACAGCCGACCCCGUGAUUUUAGUCCAGUUAGAUCUGAACCCGGCUUCCGACAUACAGAACCGUAAGGUAACAAGUUUGUGUAUUUUAAACUGCUAAGUUUGUGCUAAUGUGUUACAAAAGAAGUAGAAACUGUAGAUUAUGGAUGUUUCAAUAUGAUGAGCAAAAAAUGGGUGAUUCACUCAAAGACAGCUGUAUAAUUGGCUAUCUAAUAGAGCCAAACUCCUACAUCAUAACAUAAAGAAAAUUAAUUUUACAUGAAUUAUAGAGCUAAGUGUAAAAAUAAAGGCAUGAGAAAAUAUAGACAAUAAAGUGUUCAAAAAUAUAGGAAAAUAUUUUACCCUAAGAGUAAAAGAGGCUUUCUUAAGGAAAAUAGAAACCUGGAAAUUAUAAAGGAAAAUACUAAAGGAUUUAACAACCCAAAAAAGUGAAAUUUCCGAAUGACAAAAGAUACUUCAAGAAAGUUCAGAGAAAAUAUGAUUGAAAGAAAAUACAUGGAACAUUUAAGUCAGGUGGAAUGCCAGCAAGUCAGGACAAACCAAUAAAAUAGUCUUAUGCUCAGCCCCAAGCACUAGAAAUAAAUGCAAAAUAAGAUGGUCACCUUCUCUCAGAGAAAUGCAAAAUAAUGAAAAAUAAUUUUCUAUCCAUCAUAUUGAGGAAAAGUUAAAAAAUUCUGAUACUGGCAAGGAUGGGGGCGGAGGGACCACCACUUUCACACAUUUACUGAUGGAAGUAUAAAUUGCUACAGACAUUUAGGAAAAUAACCUGGUGGUAUCUUUAAAAUUUUAAAUAUGUAUACCUUACAUUUAGGUAUCUAUCCUCCAGAAAUAAAUGUAUCUAAAUUCUAAGGAUAUACAUACAGAGAUGUUUUCUGCUUUGGAAGACCUGAAAAUAACCAUCCGUAACACGUAAGUAUUAAUAAAUUGCAAUACUUCCUUAUUGUGAAGAAUUAGGUAGUUUUUACAAAUGAGACGUACCCACCUGUGUGUCCUAUAGAGACCUAUAAUAUUACAUAACGUCCAAGAUAAUAAAAGUGGAGGCGGGGGGAAGGGUUGGAGGAAGGGAAACACAUUAUAGAACAAUGUAUUACAGUUUAAUCCCAUUCUUUUACCUCUUUUGGAGGUGUAGGGGAGGAAGACUUUUUCUUCUGGGUUCUUUAGCUGGUUGGAUCAUUAAACUGACACAAGGCAGAUUAACAGGAGAAAAACAGAUUUCAUUUCAUAUACGUGGGAACUCAUACAAAAAUAUGAGACUCAAAGUAAGUGACCAAAGCAGGCAGCUUUAUACCUUUUAGACAAGGAAACAAUAAAUUUGUGAAGAAUUGACAAGACAAAGGUGUUUGGGCUUGGGGUAGCAAAUUAGUGAAGUAACAAGGUUUGUUUAUACAGCCUUCGGGGCCCUGAAUUCCCUGUCUCUGGUGAUAAGGAGGCCUUCCGCCCUUCUGGUACAGAAAGGACACCUUUCACAUGAGAGAUUUAUUUCCUACUUUCAGGGGAACAAAAGAAGUCAGAGUGUCCUUGCACUGACCGUUUCUUAACUAUAAUCCAAAAUAAUCAAUAUGCCCAAGUGGCAUAUUUUGGGGUGCAAGUUUUCAAAGAAUAAGAAAAUACUAAUUUUAAGCUGUUGUGUAUUGAAUACUAGUGGACCCAAAUUUUAAGGAAAUUAAAUAAUCAAAACAUUCAAUUUAAAAUAGAAAUAAAUUGGCAAGGGAUAGCGCUUCAUGGAAUAAAAUGAUUCGCCACAGAAGAAUUUUUUUUUUAAAUAAGCUUUUCGGUUACAUUUAAAGUGACAUUAAAUCUUUAGUCUCAUCAAUGUUCAUUUUCAAGGAUCUCUUCUGCCCUGACCUUUGGACACGGUGGGAGACUUCCAUGGUUCUGGGAACCUGAGGUCUUAAACUCUGUCCCUUGUGUGACCAGGACCUUAGCAGGUGACCCUGGCCCUACAAAGCAAGUUGCAAGAGCAAAAAGCCCAGGAAAGAGUGCAGAUGGGUUGCUCCACGAUAAGGUCCUGCACCUACUUCAGGUGCUAGGAGGCGUGGAUGAUGUAACGUUACUUAGGUCAGCUGGCAGGGAAGCCAGGGGAGAAUUUCAAACAAAAAUCAAGCAGAGCCAGGGAAUGGUGGAAGGCUACCAGUGAAGACAGAAGAUAGGAGACUGGAGCAGAGCAGCUACUUCUCACCGCAGUUCACCUCCCCCCAGGGCAAACAAUGUGUGUUGGCCCUGACAUUUCUUCACGUACUUCUCCUCCAAGGCUGAGUCCAGCCCAGGGAUUCAGUGCCAAUGAAACAACUUCCCCAUUUUUUUUGUCCUUCAGUCUCAUGGCAUGGAUCUCAGAUUUAAACUCUUUUAAUCAGUCUUUGAACGUUUUGCUUUUCUCCAAAUAGUCUAGCCUACUGUAAACCACAGAAGGGCAAACGAGCAGGGCAGCCUACUCGUUUUUGGAGCAACCCAUUUUAUAUCAUUUUCCAUUUUCCAUCAUGGCUCAGCUUAGGUGUAUGUAUAUCAUUGAGAUACAAGUUUUUCCAAGAAAAAGUACCCUUACUACAUGCAGUGUCUAAUAUGCUCCAUUAUUUUCUAUUCUACUACUUUUCUUUUUUCUUUUUUUAUCAUUCUUCAUGCCCGCCAUGACCUGCAGUAUGAAAAACAUUGUUCUGUGUGUCAUCAUCCCAGAUCACAAAGUCGUUUGGGAAGGAUUAUGGUUUUUCCAUUGUUCUUUUGCUUCAGAAGCUAAGGAUCCUUCCCUCCCGCCAUCUGAUUGACACAGAGGGAGACCUGGAGUCCUCGGCUACACACCUGGACCCUCACUCCAGCUGUGCUCCAGGACUCAAAUCCAGGCCCUUUUACACCAGACCUACUCAACAAUCAAACCACGUGGUUAGUGUUCAUGACCCUUCCUGCCUUGAGUCCCAAGACAUCAGAGGACAACUCCUAACAGGUCCACUGAUGACCAAUGACUUGCAAAGCUCUGCCUGUCUUUCAGUCUCCAAAGAGAGGCUCUUCAGGUCUGUAUUUCCCAAAUCCACCUUCAUAGAUCCCUUUUCAAAUGAAAAGUCUUCACCAUCAUUUGGGGUUGAAACCUGUUGAGUUUUUGUACAAGGACUGAAAAAGAUAAAGAACGACAGCAAAAAAAAAAAAGAA